This is a messenger RNA of Drosophila albomicans, 2835 nucleotides long. It is a transcript of the gene PIG-N, whose product is annotated as GPI ethanolamine phosphate transferase 1. Bases 80 to 2716 code for a protein of 878 amino acids. Gene Ontology annotation, cellular component: endoplasmic reticulum membrane. Gene Ontology annotation, biological process: GPI anchor biosynthetic process. The record is from RefSeq and is a predicted model, not a curated record. NCBI's taxonomy places the organism in Eukaryota, Metazoa, Arthropoda, Insecta, Diptera, Drosophilidae. Gene Ontology annotation, molecular function: mannose-ethanolamine phosphotransferase activity. The transcript has 2 exons.
UACUCGUACUCGAUACCAGUACCGGUUAAGAGCACCAGCUGUCAGCUGCUGUUUCUAUUUUGUUUACACUUUCGUGGCGAUGUGGAUUGUUUAUGCAUUGAUUGUACACGUGCUGCUUUUGGGCUCCAUAUUUGUGAUCUAUUUUCGGUCACCUGUCAUCGAGGGACUUCACCCACAACCAGCAUUACCAGCAGAGCCCCCAGCAGACCGUUUGGUUCUAAUUGUUACCGAUGGCUUGCGCGCUGACUCAUUUUUCACCGACAACUGCAACCAUGUGCCACAUCUGCGGGAGAUAUUCCUGCGAGACGGUUUAGUUGGCAUCUCCCGUACUCAUGUGCCUACGGAAUCACGGCCGGGGCACAUAGCACUUAUUGCUGGCCUCUAUGAAGAUCCGUCGGCGGUGACACGUGGUUGGAAGGAGAACCCCAUAGAAUUUGACACUUUGUUUAAUCGCAGUGGCCACACCUAUGCCUGGGGUGCCCACGAUGUGCUGCACAUAUUCGAGAAGCUGACCGAUGGCGGACGCCCAAUGUAUUUUGAUGCCUAUCAUGAUCUGGAUUUCUCUGGCCAACAAAAGACCUACAAACAGGAUGAAUGGGUGUUCCAAAGGGUGAGGCAGCUGUUGAAGCGCAAACAGGAAGAAUUGCGUAGUGCCAAGAAGGUUGUGUUCUUUCUGCAUCUGUUGGGACUGGAUACAGCAGGUCAUGUACAUAAACCCGGCACACCGCUUUUCCUGGAGAAUCUUCAGUUCACGGAGAAUGAAAUAGCUCAGAUUUAUGAAAAAUUCGAAGAGAUCUUUCCCGAUAAACGGACUGCUUAUUUACUAACCUCGGACCACGGCAUGACGGACUCAGGCUCUCACGGAGCUGGUGCCGCACAUGAGACGGAAACACCCUUUAUGCUGUGGGGUGCAGGCGUGGCACGAAGUGCUUCUUCAGCCAGCAGCUUCGUGGCCAACGAUGAGGGACAGAAGCUGCCUCUUCACGAGCUGGAACAGGCGCAACUAGCGCCUUUGAUGUCGGCUCUGAUUGGUUUGCCGCCUCCAAUGAACAACUUUGGUAUGCUGCCGUCUGGUUAUAUGAGCGUUGGCGUUGAGUACGAGGCGAUGGCAGCGCAGAGCAAUGCGUUGCAGUUGCUCGCCCAAUAUAUACGUCUGCACGAGCAGCACCAGCGAGGCCUCUUUACGCCCUACAUGAAGAGCUUCAAGAAGCUGACAACGCUUGGAAUUUUCGAUUUUAGUACAAAGACAGCGACGUUUGCCGAGAGCAGCGACAUGAUGCAGUUGGCGCUGGAGGGCAUCGACUAUUACCAUGGAUACUAUCGCAAUGUCAUGUUGUUCUGCACAACUGCCACGUUUCUGGGAUGGAUUCUUUAUCUAUAUCGACUGCUAAUUCAAGGCACAUCCAUCAGAAAACAACCAAGUAUUGGCUCUGGAGAUGCGUCUGCAUUGACGCUCAGCAUAGCUAUUGGUGGAGUAUUCUUGAUUGGCUUUAUUGUGGCACAAUUUGUACCGUUCGCCGUGGGAUUUUAUAUGCUAUUGCCCCUGCCGGUUUGGCUGCUAGCUCUACGACAAACAGGAAGUAACAGCAACAUAGAGGUCUGUGAUUAUCGUUAUCCUUCAGUGGCGCGAAGUGGACAGGUGUCAAAGUUGCAAUUCGUGUUGCUCAUUGGCUGUGCGGAGCUGCUGGUCUACACUUUCUUCGAGCGUCGCCUCAUCUCACUGUGCUUCGUGGCCUUUGCCUUCGGCAGCAACUGGAGCAACUUUAAACGCAACUCGUCGCAGUUUUACAUUUGGAUACUUCUGGUGCUGGUACUCGCUGGUUUUCCACUGUUGCCGCCUUCAGUCGGCUACCAGAAUCGCUAUCUACUACUUGGCGGGAUUGUGCUCGUCCUGCUGCGAGCAGUCCUCAGCAAUGGCAGCCGCAGCUAUAGUUGGCACACCAAGUGGUGUAAUCCACUGAUACUGAUUAACACAGCAGCAUGCGUUCAUCUGCAUAGCCAGCAGGUGGCCAUCCCAAUGCCCCUUAAAGUGACCAGUUGGCUGUAUCUAGUCUAUGCCAUUGUGUCCAUUCAGCUGAACAAGGAGAAGGCGUUGGAACUUCGCCUAGCACAUAUACUCUACAAUCUGAGCGCACUUUACACGCUGCUGUGCACCUCCUACGAAUCACUGUUUGUGCAGCUGCUGGCCAUGGAACUGAGCAUAGCAUUGGCCGCACAGCGUCAAGGAAUGGAUUCACUGCAGCAGCAGUAUCAACAGAGAUCUCUGCAGUCAUCACUACGUCUGGCAUUCACUGUGCUCCUAUACACAUUCUUUUCGCUCUUCGGCAGCGGCAACAUUGCAUCCAUUAGCUCCUUCGAUCCCAACAUUGCACGCUGCUUUCUCAGCCAAUUUGCACCGUUUAUGAUCAUGUCGCUGGUGCUAGUUAAGCUAAUCUUGCCCGUCGUACUCAAUCUAUCCAUUGUGUACACCUACUGUGACUAUGCUCGCAAGCAGGAACGACAAAUCUUUAUCUGUCUGCUGAUCAUCUGUGACAUAAUGGGACUGAACUUUUUAUUCUUGGUCCGCAAUACUGGAUCAUGGCUGGAGAUCGGUUCGUCCAUUUCGCACUUCGUCAUCAUGGAGGCGACAACAUUGGUUCUUCUGUUGCUCAGCUAUCUAGCCAAGCAUCUGUUGCGACUCAACAGCUGUGAUCGCGCUGUAACAAAGCACCAUUGAUUGUAUUCCAAAGCUUAAUUUAAAUUUAUGUAUUAGUUAAAAAAAAGUUAAUGCCAGAGUAUGUAUUUUAUAUUCUAACCUGACUUAGAUUAGUGUAUAUCUUAAAUAGACUCGUAGCU